Periophthalmus magnuspinnatus is the source of this 652-nucleotide messenger RNA. RefSeq names its product gamma-crystallin M3-like. Gene Ontology annotation, biological process: visual perception; lens development in camera-type eye. Bases 60 to 614 code for a protein of 184 amino acids. The record is from RefSeq and is a predicted model, not a curated record. The transcript has 3 exons. Gene Ontology annotation, molecular function: structural constituent of eye lens. Lineage: Eukaryota; Metazoa; Chordata; Actinopteri; Gobiiformes; Gobiidae.
GAGCAGAAACAGCAGUAGCUCCAGCGGCAGAACGGCCACAGCAGCCCACAACCAGCAACAUGACCUCUUCUGGAAUGAACAUGAUGAGCAGGAUCAUCUUCUACGAGGACAGGAACUUCCAGGGUCGUUCCUACGAGUGCAUGAACGACUGCCCUGACAUGUCGUCCUACCUGAGCAGGUGUCACUCCUGCAGGGUGGAGAGGGGCUGCUUCAUGGUGUACGACCGCUCCAACUACAUGGGCAACCAGUACUUCAUGAGGAGGGGCGAGUACGCUGACUACAUGAGCAUGAUGGGCAUGAGCGACAGCAUCAGGUCCUGUCGUAUGAUCCCCAUGUACCGCGGCAACUACAGAAUGAGGAUCUACGAGAGGGAGAACUUCAGUGGUCAGAUGUACGAGCUGAUGGACGACUGCGACAACAUAAUGGACCGUUACCGCAUGAACAACUGCAUGUCCUGCAACGUGAUGGACGGCCACUGGCUCAUGUACGAGCAGCCCCACUACAGAGGCAGGAUGAUGUACUUCCGCCCUGGAGAGUACAGGAACUUCAUGAACAUGGGCUCGAGCGGGAUGAGGUUCAUGAGCAUGAGGCGCAUCACUGACUCCUGCUACUAGACCAACGCUACUGCACUAAAUAAAGCUGUCAACAUUUA